AUGUCCGACAAACCAAAGCCCCUCAAGGUGUUUGGCAGGACCCACUACGCUUGCACUCGGUGCAAACUCUCCAAGAUCAAGUGUCUGGGAGAGAAACCCGCCUGUGCCAAUUGCAAGUCUGUCAACAAGGAGGAAUAUUGUCAGUAUCCCACGCGGGACCGCAAAAUCAUGAUCAUGGAGCUGGACUUGAACAAGCUCCAAGCUCGUGUUGAGCACUUGGAAGGCUUGAUCCGUGCACAGGGUCCUUCCACCGUCCAACUGUCCAAACUACGAACAAAUUUCACAGUUCAUAGAAGGGCCAAACAGCUGCUAGCCCAGGACGCAUACUUGCUCUCCGAUACGGAGAAUGAGCAAAUCCCCUACCGUCUUUUGCUUCUAUGCGCAGACCAAUUGCCGGAAGAGGUGUACGCUUGGAAGCUCUUGAACUUGGUGUGUAAAACGUACUCUUCUGAAUUCUACUUGGUGGAUGCAGAUACUUUGACUCCACUUGUGGCGCAAAUCUAUCAGUUCUUCCGUACAACUGAUCUUCAGAACGUUGAUUCUGUCGAGGUGUUGCAAGUUGUUCCACCCCUGGCUCUUUGUCACUUGUUUGUCAUGUUAGCCUUUGGCGAGCAGAUGUUUAAUAACACUUUGGAAAGUCUUCCGCCAUCGAUUGCUGAAGUCACCGUUGGAGCUCCACGAGUUCCUGGUCUUGAUUACUACACUACAGCCACCAAGUUGUUCAAUUUGGCCCACGAGGAAAUCGACGUGCAAUUCAUACAGAAUGCCGUGCUCCUAGGGCUUUUUGCCUGUAAUCUUAAUCGUUACCAUACCGUGACAAACUUCUUCAGUGUGGCUCUACAGUCCUCUGUGGCGAAAGGGUUCCACCGCCAAAUGGAAACGCCUCCACACCUUACGCCUGAGCAAUUACGCAGUUACAGGGUAUUUGAGGAGAAGACAAAACGCCUAUGGUGGUCGAUUUGGGUUAUCGACGUGGUCUGGCACGCAAAAAUGAAUAUGCCUGUGCCGAUUGACUACACAGAUACCGACGUGGCACUCCCCAACGAGAGCCCAAUUCUCGACUUGAAUGAUGGCUUCGAUACCGCUAUCUUGAGCAGCAAUGUUCAAUUGGUCAAAUACGUUGCCAAAUUUAACUCAUUAAUCUAUGGACCCAAUAUUAGAACGUUUUCAAUGAACUACAUCAACACAGAGAAGUUCAAUCAGUCUCUUUUAUUGAAAAACAUCACAGAGUCUUUGAACGAAAUGCUUGGCGAAUUCGAGCCCUCCAUCCUAUUGCCCUAUAAGAAUGUCAGCAUUGUUCUGUUGACUAACAGAAACCUAGCUAAUCUCUGUUUAAGAUACAAUCAGCUAGUCAUUUUAGUGGUGGCGCCGUUGAUUUCGAUUCUUUUCAAAAAAUCCACGGCUGCGAAUAUUCAAGAUAAAGUUCCUGUUGUUAGGGCCCUCGGUACUGCUAUUUUGGCGGCCGUUCGAACCGUAAAGAUCCUUAUGAAGAUCUAUGAGCAUAACAAGCUCUUUGUACUUGGAUUCUGGGACAGUCAACACCUUUUUACUGCUCUUUUGAUGCUUAUAUCAGCUGCAAUCAUCGGCAAUACCGAGGUUAACUACGAAAUCAACAGGGCCGUGGCUCUUUUAAAGUACAUGGCGGAAAACGAUAAUAUAAAUGCCCGAAAUGCGAUCGAGAAAGUGGCCCAGUUGAAAGAGCUUCUUGACUCAGUACCUGAAGUCAGUACCAAGCUAGACUUGAGUAAUGACAUUUCGAGCUUUGUAACGAAACGAACCCCUCCAUUGAAUGGUACAGCUGGUCUGGACGAUUUCUUCAACCCAUUUGACGAUGGAAUAUUGGACGGGUUGGAUUUGUACAAAGACAACUGGCAAAGAGUUUCUGAUCGAUAG
This is a messenger RNA of Sungouiella intermedia, 1893 nucleotides long. The record is from the annotation of a GenBank genome assembly. Lineage: Eukaryota; Fungi; Ascomycota; Pichiomycetes; Serinales; Metschnikowiaceae.